Molecule: messenger RNA, 1975 nt
Organism: Phycomyces blakesleeanus NRRL 1555(-)
Lineage: Eukaryota; Fungi; Mucoromycota; Mucoromycetes; Mucorales; Phycomycetaceae
Exons: 13
Coding region: 4-1848 (614 amino acids)
Biological process (GO): mRNA splicing, via spliceosome
Molecular function (GO): protein binding
Source: RefSeq, a predicted model, not a curated record
GUCAUGGCCAGUUCAUCUGUCGAAAAAGACCUCGAAAGACUUGAGAACCUUCAAGUGGGCGAUCCACCCGAAACAGAAUCGCAACCAACUACUUCAUGGCCUGUCCGACAAGAACCCCGUCCGGAUGAUCAUCCAUGGCACAACAGUGGCAUCUCUUCUAGUUCUCAUGCUAAACAAAGACGCAGCCUGGCAACCAACAACCAAAACGUAGGAAUAUGCAACACUCACAUUCGCCCCACAGAAGAUAUAUUCAAUGCCAACGAUCCUCGUAUCAAAGAGGAUAUUAACAGUAUCAUCAUGCAAUACCUCUCCGACGAAGGCUACUAUGCAUCUCAAGCUGUAUUGUAUGACGAAACUAAUGUCAAAUGGAAAGAGAGAGAAGAGCGGACAAUUGAAGCCAAAAGACUCAAAAAGGCUAUUCUUGAUGGUGAUUGGCAAGAGGUCGAGAAAUUGUGUACAAAACCUUUGGUGAAGAAUCACCGCUCGUUUCUGUACUCAGUCUACAAACUACAAUACUUGGAAUAUAUUGAAAAACGAGAAAUCCAAAAGGCAUUCACGUUUCUCAACAAAAGGUUAAAGCCACUUGAACAUCUUCAGACAAAUCCAAAUGAAUUCAAAGACUUGUGUUAUCUUUUGACAGCCAAAUCAAUUCAUGAGGCACAGAGUUUUAAGAAUUGGGAAGGAAUUAUGGCAGCAAGAGAGAAUCUAGCAGAUCAACUUCAAAACAUGUUAGACUUUGAGACAGCCGAUAGGACAGGUAACUUUUACGCACACAAAUACCCAAAUAGCAACCGAUACACACCACCCGAUCGACUGUUGACUAUGUUGCGUCAAGCUGUUGCUUAUCAAAUUGAAUUUUCCCGUUAUCAUCCUAAAAUUGCGCCUGCUGUAAACUCUUUACUUGAAGACUAUACCAGUUUUGUUAUUCCUAAUGCCGUCGGUGCUAACUGUAUUGGCCAUCAAGGCAACGUCAAGUGUGUGGAAUUCAUAGGUGAAGAUGGAAAACAAAUAGUUUCUGGGUCAAGUGAUAAUACAUUGCGUAUUUGGGAAACAGAGACAGGCGAAUGUUUAGAUAUAAUGGACGGGCACAGAUCAAGAAUUUGGGAUAUUUCAAGUACUCGUCUUGGAGACUUUGUGGCCAGUGCUAGUGGAGACUCGACUAUUAAGAUUUGGAGUGUAAAGAAUGCAAAGGCGAGCUGUACAAACACAUUGACGGGACAUGCAGGCGAUGUCUACUCAGUCAAAUAUCAUCCUAACGAGAAUCACUUGGUUACUGGUGGUUAUGACAAGACAGUCAGAUUGUAUGAUGUCGUGACAGGUGCUACAAUAAAGAGCUUCUUGGGUCACCAACUUGCAGUCACAAAGACAAUCUUCAAUCCACUCGGCAACUUGGUAAUCAGUGGCUCAAAAGACAAUACAAUCAAGUUUUGGGAUAUUGUGUCUGGGCUGUGUAUUCGUACGAUCUCAUCCCAUCUGGGUGAAGUCACGUCAGUAGAGAUGAAUUCGAGUGGCACUCUUCUGUUGAGUAGCUCAAAAGAUAAUUCCAAUCGUCUGUGGGAUGUUCGAAUGGUACGCCCUAUUCGCAAACUCAAGGGACACCAGAAUACCUCAAAGAACUUUGUCAGAGCUGGAUUUGCAGAUAACAAUUUGAUAGUUGGAGGUUCAGAGGAUGGAAAUGUGUACAUAUGGGAUCAAGCAACUGGUGAAGUAUUACAAAAGUUGCGUGGUCAUUCAGGUGUAGUGUAUGAGGCUGCUUGGAAUGCCAAACAGAGUAUGUUGGCCAGUUGUAGUGAUGACCAAACGGUUAAGGUUUGGUGGUAUGAUGAAAAGGUUCCUUUAGAGGCCUGAUUUACACCUCAAUUCAAAUCCAAACACACACACACACACAAAUUCCCUCCCUCUCGCAUACAUGUAUAGGUGUAUAUAUUAUCAAGAAAGAAUUAAUGUCAACAAUAAAGACAAGGACUAUAUACAU